CUAUUUUGUCAGCGGUUUUGUAUAUCGAAAAGGCAAGGCAAAUUCUAAUUAGCCGGCUCCCUCUUGAAGCCAACCUAGUCUUCAGUUCUAGCCUGGCGAUCCUUUUCUCUUGAGCGGAAGCUAAAAUGCCAACUCUAUCCCCACCCGAGCUUCCAGAAGGACUCGGAUUAGAAGGUUACAUCAUCCUCGCCGGUACACUUAUAAUACUUCUUCAAUUGGUUGUCUCCCCUUUGCUGAAGAUACUUGGGUUCGGCAAGAUUGGAAUUGUUGCAGGAUCCAUUGCAGCUAAGGUUCAGUCUCUUUUGCGGAUCGUAGUCUCAGGAAGCAUUUUUGCCAUUUUACAGAGUGCCGGAAUGGGCGGAUAUGGAGCAAAAGUGAUUGCCGACGUAUUGACGGUUGCUGGACUUUUGACUGUGUAUGUUGGUGUUGUGCUUGCCGCUUGGUCGAAGUGGAAGACUGGAUCAUGAUGGGCUUCACCGGUUUCCUCGCGCUUUGUCCUUGUUGGAUGAUUGCAUCCAAUAAUUUUUAAUGCGUGAUAUGUCCAUGUUAUUUUGAACCAUUUACAUCGCGUGUUUAAGGCCAUAACUGCGCUUUCUUGCGGAUGAUCAGCUGUGGUUAUGCAAAAACCCCGCCAACAGUACCAGCAGGUAAAAAGCAGCAAGCCC
This is a messenger RNA of Neurospora hispaniola, 665 nucleotides long. RefSeq lists its product as uncharacterized. The transcript is spliced from 4 exons. The coding region runs from base 126 to 467 and encodes 113 amino acids. NCBI's taxonomy places the organism in Eukaryota, Fungi, Ascomycota, Sordariomycetes, Sordariales, Sordariaceae. The record is from RefSeq and is a predicted model, not a curated record. Gene Ontology annotation, cellular component: membrane.